Messenger RNA from Syngnathus typhle (broad-nosed pipefish), 4477 nucleotides. RefSeq names its product filamin A interacting protein 1b (gene filip1b). NCBI's taxonomy places the organism in Eukaryota, Metazoa, Chordata, Actinopteri, Syngnathiformes, Syngnathidae. The coding region runs from base 516 to 4142 and encodes 1208 amino acids. The transcript is spliced from 6 exons. The record is from RefSeq and is a predicted model, not a curated record.
GAGCGUUAGCGGUCUCGCUCGGCCGGCCAAGUCGUCUAAGAUUCAGAUAACCUCAGCUGCCAACAGUACCCAGGCUGGCAAGAGAGGAAAAGUUAAAUAUAGAGGGGAACUUUUUUUUGGGGAUUCUAAAUAGAAGAAUUGCAAGGGAUGCUCAAAAGAUUCACGUAAAGGACAACAGUCUUUCUUUUUAUGUCAAUACUUCUCCAAAAUGCCUUCUGGAAAGGAUUGUUGUGUUUUAGCACAACUGAAUAGGCUGUGGGAGUGAACGAGGGAGGGAGGGUAAGAGAGAGAGAGAGGGAGAGUUAAGAGUGGGAAGUUACAGUGCUCCAUUAUUGCUUUCUUCUAUUCCCUCCCUGAUCUGACCAAGUAAGAGGGAAAGGAGCAUGGAGAUUUUUCAAUAGCCAGUUCCAGCACAGAAUAUCUCAAGGGGGAUAUUUGUGGAUGUUUCACUUACCUGGAUUAUCCACGAGGGACGAGCAACAAUUAAACGUGGGUGACAACACAACAGGCAGGAGAUGAGAUCCAAAAGCAGCGAUGUGGCGCAGCCGCCCAACGGGGUGCUCGGAGUCCCACAGGAUGACCGUGACCUCAGCCAUGAGCAGGAUGUGUGUAUUGCUGUGAAGAACAUGAAGGCCAAAACUCAGCAUCAGGAGGGUGAAGAUAAAAUGGAGGUGAUAUUUGACAAAGAGCAGACAGUGAUGGACUCUAAGAGCGAAGAAAAAAAAGGUGCUGUCCUCAACCUGUCCAAACAGGAUCUGCUCAAACUGCUGGGGAUCAUGGAAGGAGAGAUUCAGGCAAGAGAAGAUGUUAUCGGCAUGCUAAAAUCGAAGCAACCCCCUCAAGUGACCACUGCGUCAGCAGAAAGCUGUGAAGCAGGUAGCUCGGCCCUCCAGGCCCUGCAGAGGGACGGCCUCAUCGCCGGCACCUCGCCAAACAUCCACACCGCCUACCAAAAACCGAUGAUUGAGCUGGAGCGCCUGCAGGAAAAGCACAGGGAAACCUACAGGCGGAUGCUGGGACAGUUGCUGCUUGCUGAAAAGUGCCAUCGUCGAACUGUUCAUGAGUUGGACAGCGAGAAGCGCAAACAUGCCGAUUACAUGAACAAGAGUGAUGAUUUUACUAAUCUCCUUGAGCAAGAGAGAGAAAGACUAAAGAGGCUGCUUGACAACGAAAAAGCCUACCAGGUGAAAAAGGAGAAGGAGCAUUCUAAACGUCUGGCCAAGGUACAAGAGGAGCUGGUGAAACUCAAAUCGUUUGCCCUGAUGUUGGUCAAUGAGCGCCAACAACACCUGGAGCAAAUAGACCAACAGACUCAACGGGUCCAGGAAAUGAGCCAGCAGCUUCAGCAGCAGAGGAAGAUACUAAGUGAAGCCAGGGAGCACGCUCAGGAAGAUGCCCACAGGGUUCUCAGCUUAGAGGCUGAGUUAAAAGAAAAAAACGUCACAUUUGCUCAACAGCAUGAAGAGAUGAACGCUAAGCUUGCCAGUCAGGAGCUCCUCAACCGUCAACUCAACUCCAAAAUUCUCGAGCUCAUGCGUACAGUGGAUGAGAUCGAAGAGAGUAACAAGGCCUUGAGAAAAUCCGAAGAGGAACUGCAAGAGAUGGACAAUAAAACUGCCAAAGGAGAGUGUUUAAACUCUAAUUUAAUUACCGAGCUCGAGAAUUUAAGGAAGCGCGUGCUGGAGAUGGAAGGGAACGAUGAGGAGAUCACCCGAGCAGAAAAUCAGUGCAAGGAGCUCAGGAAGAGACUACAGGAGGAAAAUAACAAAAGUAAAGAACUUCGGAUAGAGGUAGAGAAACUUCAGAAAAGAAUGAUAGAUUUAGAGAAACUUGAAGGUGCCUUUAACGUAAGUAAGACGGAGUCCGCUCAGUUACAAGCUGCUUUAGAAAGAGAGAAGGGGCUAAGCAAAGAGCUCUCUGAUGAAGUUGUGACGCUCAAGAUCCGAAUGAAAGAGCUUGAAUCCUCUGAGCUCAAGUUGGAAAAGUCUGAGCUUAACUUGAAGGAUGACUUGGGUAAGCUGAAGUCGUUGACUGCAGCUUUAAUGGAGGAGAGAAAGACUUUGUUGGAAAGAAUGACGUCGGAUGAAAAGAAAAAGGAAGAUUUGACUAGAAUGGUCAAAGAUGAGCAGAGUAAAGUGAUGGAGGUGACAGAAAAAUUGAUAGAAGAGAGCAAAAAACUUUUAAAAUUUAAAACAGAAAUGGAAACAAAAGUUGACAGUCUGACAACAGAAAAGAGGGACCUCAACACCAAGCUAGCAUACGAAACUGAUAAAACAAAGGAUCUUCUUUCAAAGGUUAGCCAGAUGAAAAAGAGAUUGGACGGUUUGGAGCAAGCAGAAAGGUUGUCUGCAAACAAAUCGUUGAAAUGUGACCAAGGAAGAUCCGCCGAUGCUGGCAAAAAAGAAGAUAACAAAAUCAAAGAGCUAACCUUUGAGAUUGAGCACCUCAGAAAUCGCCUCAAACAACUUGAAGUGGUUGAGGGAGAUCUCAUCAAAACAGAGGAUCAAUAUGACAUUCUGGAGAAAAGGUUCAUAACAGAACAAGACAAAGCCAACAUACUUUCCCAGCAAGUAGAAGCCAUGAGGAAUCAGAUAGCGCGGAACAAAGCCAUUGAGAAAGGAGAGGAGGACAGCCAGGAGGAAGACUUGCGACAACAAUACAAGAGAGAGGAGGCUAAAACCAGAGAGAUGCAGGCAGAUGUUGUAGCUCUAAAGGAAAAAAUACACGAACUCAUGCAUAAGGAGGACCAGCUUUCUCAAUUGCAAGUCGAUUACUCAGUCCUCCAGCAGAGGUUCUUUGAAGAGGAAGAGAAAGCCAAGAGCAUGGGCACUGAGGUUCUCCAUUUAACCAAAGAGCUGGAGAUAGCAAAGCGCCACAGUCGUGCGUUGAGACCCAGUUUGAAUGGAAGGAGGAUGGUUGAUGUUGCCGUCACAUCGACUGGAGUACAAACAGAAGCACCGUCCAAUGGGCCAACAGAAGACGAUACUCCGGCUGGUUUUAUCAGGAAGUCUGUUCAAGAAGAGAAUCACAUCAUGAACAAUUUAAGGCAGAAGAGCCUGAAGAAGCCAACAGAAAAGUCCGGUGGCAUUGAACGUUCCCCUUCAUCUGGAAGUGAUCUCAGUAUGAAGAAAUCCUGGAUUCCUUGGAUGAGGAAGAAAGACACCAACUCUCACGAAACCAGCCUGGAAAAAACGCAUAUCACAAAUUCAAACCUAACUAUGGCCCACAAGCAAGGUCAGCCUUUACACAUCCGAGUGACACCGGACCACCAAAACAAUAUGGCCACCCUUGAAAUCAGUAGCACCACUACCGAGGAUGUCUUCUCAACAUCAGCCCCACUAAAUGCAAACCCAUCACAACCUAAAUCCAGAAUUACAAUCAUUCCAACACACUCUGCUUCAAUUCGAGGAAAGUCCGCUGCCAAUGGACAUCAGGGUCCAGAAAGAACCAAAUCUCCAGUCACCAUCACAACUAUUUCCAGAGCCAAGUCUCCAGACAGCAGCCAAGCUUCCUCGUCUACCUCGGGAAGACCAAUGUCUCCUGUCACCAUCAUGACAGUGAGCACCACGGCAGUGGCUGACGUCUCUUCCUCCCCAGAACCCCAAGAGAUGACCAUGGGCCGGGCUGUGUUCAAAGUUACCCCUGAAAAGCAGAUGGUCCCUGUACCUAUAAGGAAGGGUCACAACAGCACCAGCAUUAUCACCACCACUGAUGAUAACAAGAUCCAUAUUCAUCUAGGUAAUAAUCUGACCCCAAAGAUGGUGGUCAGGCCGGUGUCUGCCGUAACUGAGAGCAAGGAACUGACCCUGUCGACCGGGACAGUGUUGCGUUCCCCUCGCCAAGUUACCACAACGAGGACCACGCAGAACAAAGUGACGAGCAGCAUUACCAUUUCCCCUGUCGCAUCAAACAUGAGCAGAUCCACACAAAGCAUGUGUGGGCACGAUUCCCAGGCUCCUCGUACGGGACUGACCCGCAUCCCAAUGUCCAAGAGCCUGAAAACAGGGAAGACGGUGCUUGGUUCCUUGGGCAUAUCAAGUGGAGCGAAGGCAGAGUCGCGUGCUGAGAGUCAAUCCAUGAGGAUAGAACUUAAGAAAUCAACCGUGAAUGGCAUUACAUAUCAAAAUGGAGGAAAAGGCUGAUUUAAAAAAACUAAAUACUCUAUGGUGCUGUAAGAGAAAAGUACGCAUUGAUACACAACAGCCAAGUGAAAAUUAUGUUUGAGCUUAAAUAUUUUAUUUAUAUAUAGCCUUUUUUAAAUUUCCCUGUCACAUACUGUAUCAUAUAUACUUUUAUUUACAUAACUAAAAUGUACGGGGAAAAGAGAGGUCAAACCACUCUGCUACUAAUUGUUCAUUGCAUCACAUAUAAUGAGAAAAACUUCAAAUGUAUGCAGUAUAUCUUAAAGUUAUUUGUGUUUUGAUUGUAUGUAAAUCGUUUGUUAACAUAUUUUGAAUAAAAAUAAUUUUAAAGUGUU